Caenorhabditis bovis is the source of this 1488-nucleotide messenger RNA. Lineage: Eukaryota; Metazoa; Nematoda; Chromadorea; Rhabditida; Rhabditidae. The record is from the annotation of a GenBank genome assembly.
AUGGAGGAGAGACUUCCGGAAAAAGUGGACGUUGUGAUUUUAGGCACCGGAUUGCCUGAGGCGAUUCUAGCUGCGGCAUGCGCCAGAUCCGGACUUAGUGUACUUCAUUUGGAUCGAAAUGAAUAUUAUGGGGCCGAGUGGUCGUCGUUCAAUAUGUCGAGCAUAUCGGAUUUUAUGCAAACGACGAGCAAGUCGUCCAGCUCGCGAGAAGCUGCACCAGACGAGAUGAAGCUUGGCGAUCGGCCGAUGUUUAGCGACAUUCAAUGCGAAUGGAUUGACAAAAAUAUGGAAGAGACGCUGAAGAAAGACUAUCGCAAAUUCUCCAUCGACAUUCUGCCGAAGGUGCUUCUCUCGAAGGGAGCGAUGGUUCAAACUUUGUGCGACUCUCAAGUGUCACAAUAUGCCGAAUUCAAGUUGGUCGAUCGGCAACUCUGUCCGACGCUGGCUGAAAAUGAGCAAAUCGAUAUGAAUAAGGUGCCAUGCAGUAAAGGAGAGAUUUUCACCAGCACCGUUCUAUCAAUGAUGGAGAAACGCGCUCUAAUGAAAUUUAUCACAUUUUGUACGCAAUGGCGAAACAAGGACGAAGCGGAAGGCAGAGAGUUGCUGAAAGAGUACGACGGAAAAAGUUUUGACGAGUUCUUGACGUCGAUGGACGUUGGCGAGAAGCUUAAAACGUUCAUCAUAAACACAAUUGGGAUUCUGGAGCCGCGUCCGAGCACAAUUGAAGGUAUGAAGGCGUCGUGCGAGUUUAUGGAUUCGGUGGGACACUUUGGCGCCUCGCCAUUCCUCUAUCCGCUGUACGGAUGUGGCGAGUUGGCGCAAUGCUUCUGCCGAUUGGCGGCAGUGUUUGGCAGCUUGUACUGUCUGGGUCGGCCGGUUCAAUCAUUGAUCGUCGAGGAGGGAAAGGUGGCCGGCGUGGUGGCUGAUGAUCAGACGAUUCGGUGUGAUCGCGUGAUCAUGUCGCCGAGAUAUGUGCCGGAGCAAUUUGAAGUGACAUCGGAGAAAUUCAUUGAUCGCAUUGUGUAUGUCAUUGGUGAAUCGGUGCUGCCUGAGGAGAAGGAGCAUAUUUCGCUUAUCAAUCUGGCUGCUCUACGCCCGGAAGCUCGAAUUAGUCGCGUGAUUGAAGCUGGAUUCGAAGCCUGCACAGCUCCCAAGGGUUACUACUUGAUGCACAUCACCGGAUCUUGCGACGACUCGCCAAUCGGCGUCGAGCAAAUUGCUCGACAAAUAUUGCAGCAGAAAAAUAUUGAGCCGAUUUGGCGAUUGGCGUUCCGAAUGAGAGUCGUCGAAUUCGAGCGUGAGAACUUGGCGCCGAAUUUGUCGGUUUCGCCGAGUUUGGAUGAUGACAUACAUUAUUCGGCGGUUAUUGAAAAGUGUAAGAAACUAUUCUGCGAAAUCUGGCCGGAUCGCGAUUUUCUACCAAGAAGCAUUCGAGUCGAAACUGAAGAUGACGAUGAUCAGGAGCAUGAGACACCCGUUGACCAAUAA